AAUAAGAAUCCUAUAUCUCACCUCACACAGCAACACUGCCCGGGAGGAGAGCUAUUUACUCAGAGGAAAGUGCUGAUUCUCCUGCUGCCUCCCUUUCAGCAUUGCACAUUUACUGCCACUGUAGCUCAGUUCCACCUCAAAGUUUGCAUUUCAUCUUCUCAUUUAACUUCUAUGUAUUGCCAACAGUUACGUGCGGCGCACUUUAUAUAUCGUGGGCAGAUCAUUUGAAAGAUGCAUCUCUCCUACUGACCGCAUUGUUGCCUUAGAUAUUCAGCUAGGCUAUAUCGAGCUCUAGUACACCAUUAGUGAAUUUUAAUGAGCAUCUAUCUAGCCUUAAUACUGUUAUGAAAUGCAAAGUGUGUGGGCUGUUCUACGUUCACGUUGACGAUUUUCUAGUUGGUGAACAAACAGCCAUGGGAAAUUCUCCCAUGGUAACAGGAGGCAUUUGAACUCUGAUUCACUCCUUGUCCUUGUUUUUUUUUCUUUGUCACAGAGGAUGCGCUUGAGUAAACAGCGACUUGAAUCCCAGACAAGUUUAUUUCAACUCUAGAGGGAGGAAAAUAUGUCAUCGGAAACAGUUAUGUGAAUACUGUACGUUACAUGGGUAGUGUGUCACUGUGUGCAGUAUGUUCGUGCGCACUACGGAUGUGUGUGUUCCUAUAACAAAGACCUUGUUCUGACUUCUAAGGCCCUCACUACUUUGUUCCCAGACCCAGUAGCCAGGCACCGUGCCUGUUAGUGGAAAAACAGUUGGUCACAAGACCUUGCUGUAGCAUUCAUUAGCACUUUUCCACGCUAUCCGCUACCCAGAAACACAUCCUUCUUCAACUCCUCCUCCACUACGGCUUGUGGCUCAGAGAUGCUGUAGAGAAACUCUAGACUUGCUACGACAUUGUACCUCCUUCUUGUCGAGAGAGUACAGCUGAUCAAGAACAUUGAUGACCAUCAGCUGAGAGCCUCUGACAGUGGCCUUGUUUAGUGACGUGCUGCUUCCACCGGUCUCCAUCCUUCUACCCCGGUCUCCAGUCCUUCACCCUCUACUUUGUUCUUGUCUCCACUCCAUCUUUCUGUCCUCAAUCCCUCCACCCUGGUCUCUGCCUCAACCCUCCACCUUAUUCCUACCCUCCCCGAACCAUCACCAUGGGGGCUGAGAAAGACACAGACACCAUUUUGACUGGCUCCAUGCGUAUGAAGCAGGAAAUCUCCCUGCUCCAAGGGGUCUGCCUCAUUGUGGGAAGCAUGAUAGGCUCAGGCAUCUUCAUCUCCCCCAAAGGGGUGCUCUUCUACACCGGCUCCUUCGGCCUGUCCCUGGUGGUGUGGGCCAUCGGUGGGGUCUUCUCUGUUUUCGGGGCCCUGUGCUACGCCGAGCUGGGAACCACCAUCCGCAAGUCUGGGGCCAGCUAUGCCUACAUCCUGGAGUCCUUUGGUGGCUUCGCGGCUUUCAUUAGGCUGUGGUCGUCCCUGAUGAUCGUGGAGCCAGCAGGCCAGGCUGUCAUAGCCCUCACCUUCUCCAACUACCUGGUGCAGCCCUUCUACCCCACGUGCUCAGCCCCCUACGAUGCUGUGAAACUCAUAGCAGCAGCCAUCAUCAGUCUCCUGACGUGUGUGAACUGUAUGAAGGUGAAGUGGGGGGCCAAUCUCCAGGUGGUCUCUACAGUAGCCAAGGUCCUGGCCCUCAUUGUCAUCAUCAUUGCUGGGAUGAUCAAGCUGGGACAAGGCCAGACGCAGAACUUUGAGGAUUUGUUUAAGGGUUCUAAAGUGAACCCUGGGGACAUGGCCCUGGCUCUGUACGCUGCGCUCUACUCCUACUCGGGCUGGGACGCACUCAACUUCAUCACCGAGGAGAUCAAGAACCCAAAGAGGAACCUCCCAUUGGCAAUAGGGAUCUCCAUGCCCAUCGUCACAGUGAUCUACAUUCUGACUAAUAUAGCUUACUACACCGUUAUGGAUGCUGGCACUGUGCUGGCCAGUGAUGCUGUGGCUAUGACUUUUUCUGAUUUGGUCCUGGGCUGGGCUCGGUGGCUGAUCCCCUUGUCAGUGGCCAUCUCCUGUUACGGAGGACUCAACUCCUCCAUCAUUGCUGUCUCCAGGCUGUUCUUCGUGGGCUCCAGGGAGGGCCAUUUACCCAACGUCCUCUGCAUGAUCCAUGUCGAGCGCUACACCCCCAUCCCAGCACUGCUCUUCAACGGAGGCAUGUCUCUGAUCUACCUGUGCGUGAAGGACGUGUUCCAGCUCAUCAACUACUUCAGCUUCAACUACUGGCUGUUCAUCGGCCUCUCCAUCGCCAGCCAGAUAUACCUCCGGUUCAAGGCUCCCAACAUGCCCCGGCCCGUCAAGCUCUCUCUGUUCUUUCCUAUAGUCUACUGCCUAUGCAGUGUGUUCCUGGUGGUAGUACCUCUCUACAGUGAUACCAUCAACUCUCUGGUUGGUAUCGGGGUGGCUUUGUCUGGAGCUCCAGUGUACUACAUCUGUAUCCACCUGCCCCCCUCCUCUAGGCCUGCCUUCCUGGGCAGGAUGCUCGAUGCGAUCUCCCUGAACACCCAGAAGCUGUGUCUGUGCUGUGUGGCCUCACGUGACCUAGACCUGGACAACAUCCCUGAGGAGAAGCUGGAGUGAGGGAUGAAAGGAGGUGUGGAGGGAUGGAGGUAGAUACUGAGCCAAAGGUGGAAACAAGCAGACCACAAUCACAGCUACACUCAUUCUGCACCAAUGAUGAACAUUUGUUUUGAAUUAAUUUUUGGCCAGGACUUUAUUAUUAAUAAUGUGUGACUUGCUUGUCCUAUGGGACUGUACAGUGUGUGUGUAUUCAGUGCUGAGGAAAGCCACUUUCUAGUGCCGGUGGACUCUGACAACCACAUGCAUGCAGCAUAAUGUAGUUCACUCCUACUGGUUACACCUAUGGAGACGAUCAACCAUGGGAGUUUAACCAUUUAACAACGCAAGAAUUUCAAAUGGAGAUUUGAACAGGCCCUACUGACCAUUUAGGAGGAGUAGGUUUUCAUCAGCAGGACCUACUGAAUAAAGCUAGUGGAGAAUUGAUAUUUUUUUAUAUUAAAUGAGUUUUUUGUUUUGAAAGAUGGAAGUGUCAGUCAAAGAUGCCCAUUCUGGCCAUACUUUACUUGCACUAGGCCAGGUGGUGUGUGUGCACAAACUGCCUGUCUGAUUGUUUACUGGUCAUUGAAGAUUUCUCCAACUUAGUGGCUGUCAAGUGACUGAAUGCAACAUCUCCUUUAUAAUGCAAUUCAUUGAGAAGCCAGAUCAAAUAUUAAAGCUACUGGCUGAGACAUAUUUGAUUUCUAUGCACCAUCUAGUGGUAGUUUUAUGAACUUCAGGUUGUUGAGAGCAAGUCAAUGUUGUGGAUUACUGCACUCGGGGCACUUGCAUCCAAAAGUUGUUGUUCUGAAUGAGCUGUCUCUUAUUGGUGUAUGCAUGUAUGUUGUCAUUGGAAAUUUGCUUUAAAGGGGCAAUCAGCAGUUUAAACUAUAACAAUGUGGCGCAGUGGUCUAAGGCACUGCAUCUCAGUGCUAGAAGUGUCACU
Molecule: messenger RNA, 3538 nt
Organism: Oncorhynchus tshawytscha (Chinook salmon)
Lineage: Eukaryota; Metazoa; Chordata; Actinopteri; Salmoniformes; Salmonidae
Product: Y+L amino acid transporter 2-like
Exons: 10
Coding region: 1141-2616 (491 amino acids)
Biological process (GO): amino acid transmembrane transport
Cellular component (GO): membrane
Molecular function (GO): basic amino acid transmembrane transporter activity; L-amino acid transmembrane transporter activity
Source: RefSeq, a predicted model, not a curated record